AUGGUGAAUUACAGUACGUACGACUACGUGAUAGUGGGGGGCGGCACGGCGGGCAGCGUGCUUGCCAACCGUCUCAGCGAGGACCGCACUCUCAACGUGCUGCUACUGGAGGCGGGUGACGACCCCUCGCUUGAAGUGCUGCUCGCUGGCUUGGUGCACCUUACGGCGCGCUCCCGCCUCGACUGGAACUACACGUCGGAGACGACGCAGUACUCGCAGUGUCACAAGGGCCGCGUGCUGCACCACCCCAGCGGCAAAGUGCUUGGUGGCAGCAGCAGCAUCAACUACAUGCUCUACGGCCGCGGCAGCCCGCUCGACUACGACAUGUGGGCUACGGUUGUCAAUGACUCUGCAUGGAACUGGGACAACACCAUGCCCUACUUUCUGAAGAGCGAGAGGCUCGAGGAUCCGAUUAUAUACAAUUCGCCUUACAGAGACAGCCACGGCAUCAACGGUUACUUAGGCGUGACGAGGGAAACUAGCAGCGAACUACGGAAAUAUUUGGAUUCGUUCAGGGAAAACGGUAAGCUGGAGACGUUCGACGUGAACGGCAACGAGAGCAUGGGCUACACGCCACAAAUGUACACAAUUGCCGGCGGCGCGCGCCAGACCACCGCCUUUUCCUACCUCACGCCCAUUCGGAACAGAACCAACCUGCAUGUCAUGAAAAACACGAUGGCCACCAAGAUCAUUUUCGACAACAACAACCACGCCAUCGGAGUCGAGGCCCUGACGGAACACAACGAGACCUACGUGCUGAAGGCGAGCAGGGAAGUAAUCGUCGCCGCCGGCGCCUUCAACACGCCGCAGCUUCUCAUGCUGUCGGGCAUAGGCCCCGAAGAGCACCUGCGCCUACUGAACAUCAACGUGCGCAGUGACCUGCCCGUCGGCUACAACCUGCAGGACCAUCCGUUCGUGUUGGUGUCGAUCCGGGGCGAGCGGUCAGCGACAGCCACCCCGCACUCCGACCCCCACAACUUCCCAUUGCCCACUUUCACCGGGUAUGUGGCGCUGAACCGCGCGCAGCUGCACCCCGACUACCAGAGUAUCAACUUCGCCGUGCCAAGCGACUCCCCGAUGCCGCAGAAAUUCUGCUCCCUAAACUUCGGGUUCAAAAGUGACAUCUGCCAAAUUCUUAAAGCCGGAGUGAAAGGCAGGAAGACGAUUUUAAGUUUGAUCAGUCUUCUCCAUCCGAAAUCGCGCGGGCGCGUGAUGCUGCGCAGCACAUCCCCGCGCGAUCCGCCGCUCAUCUACAGCGGGCUAUUCUCCGACGAGAGUGAUAUAGAGGAUCUGAUAAGCUACGUCAAAGAUUUCACUUCUGUAAUGAACACGACGUACUUCCGAGACAUUCGCGCUCAACUGGUGGACUUGAGCGGCAACCGCUGCAUGGGGUACAAGCUCUGGAGCCGUGAGUUCUGGCGCUGCUACGUGGCCUGUCUGGCAGCACCGCUGCACGACUACACGGGCACGUGCGCCAUGGGUCUGGUGACGGACACGCGGCUGCGAGUGCGCGGUGUGCGGCGGCUGCGCGUGGUGGACGCUAGCGCGCUGCCUGGCCUCGUGGGCGGCAACGUACUAGCCGCCGUCGUAAUGCUCGCCGAGAAAGCCGCCGAUUUGAUCAAGAGAGAUCUUUCUCUCAACUUUAGGCCCAGCCAUCCCUUUAUUAAUGUGUAGGGUUGUUCUUAUGGUUUGGGCUCCGGAGCUACUAAAUGUUAUAUUCUGGUAACAUGCUUUUUGUACAUAAUCUCUAUUUAAUAUUAUUUAAAACUA
This is a messenger RNA of Papilio machaon (common yellow swallowtail), 1770 nucleotides long. RefSeq names its product 4-pyridoxate dehydrogenase. Lineage: Eukaryota; Metazoa; Arthropoda; Insecta; Lepidoptera; Papilionidae. Bases 1 to 1674 code for a protein of 557 amino acids. The transcript is spliced from 3 exons. Gene Ontology annotation, molecular function: oxidoreductase activity, acting on CH-OH group of donors; flavin adenine dinucleotide binding. The record is from RefSeq and is a predicted model, not a curated record.